CCUGAACUUAUGUGAAAAAUAUUCAUUUUAUCCAAAUCUUUAUCCUCGCAAUCCAAGUUUUUUCAUUUUGAUUCCUCCACAUAAGUAUGUCCGUAUACGAGAGUAGAUAAUUAAUUUUUCUUUUGUGUUGUUGAAAAAAUAAAGGGGGAAAAUGGCUCUGCGGUUCUGUCACCCUCUUCGCCUCCCCUCCACCCUCCCCCGCGGCAGCCCGAAGCUGGCACUCCGUACCUUAAAAUGCUCCGCGGAUAACCAGACCGUCGACACCCGCAAGCUUGUGGUGGAAGUCAAGCAAAAGCUGGAGUUGGAGCAUCCAUACCUACCAAUGGGCAGGAACGGAAGAGAUGAUGAAGACAUGAUCCUUUGGUUUUUGAAAGAUAGAAAGUUCUCUGUAGAAGAUGCUACUGCAAAAUUACUCAAAGCUAUUCAAUGGCGCAAAGAAUUUGGUGUCGCUGAAUUAUCUGAAGAGUCUGUGAAGAACAUGUACAGAACAGGAAAAGCCUAUGUGCAUGACUUCCUUGACAUCAAUGGUAGACCAGUACUGGUUGUAGUGGCAUCCAAGCAUUUCCCAUCGAAGCAGGAUACCAGUGAGAAUGAAAAGCUUUGUGUAUACAUGGUGGAGAAGGCAAUAAGUAAACUUCCAGAUGGAGUAGAGGAAAUACUUGGGAUCGUUGAUCUACGUGGGUUUGGAGUGGAGAAUGGAGAUGUUGGUUUUUUGAAAUUCCUGAUAGAUGUUUUCUACUAUUACUACCCAAAGCGGCUUGGUCAACUCCUCUUUGUGGAAGCUCCAUUUGUAUUUCAGCCAAUUUGGAAGCUUGUUAAGCCAUUAAUGAGAUCAUAUUCUUCCCUGGUGAGAUUUUGUGAUGUGGAGACUGUCAGGAAGGAAUAUUUUACUGCAGAGACGCUGCCAGCGGACUUCAAAAUUUGAGUCUAUUUGAUCUUUAAUUAAGUACGCGACAUGUAUCAAAAUUUGAGUCUAUGCAGCUUUGACGAUAUGUAUUUAUUCUUGGGUUGUCAACGAUAACUUGAUACUGCGUUUCUGGUAGACAGCACAUUGCAUAAGUUUAUAACUCGAUACUGUGUUUCUGGUAGACAGCACAUUGCAUAAGUUUAUAACUCAACCUCGAAAAGGAUGUGUAACAUCAGCUUCAUCAAUUCGAGCAAAUAAAGAGGAUUACAGGUGUAUUGAGUCUUAA
This is a messenger RNA of Asparagus officinalis (garden asparagus), 1193 nucleotides long. RefSeq names its product CRAL-TRIO domain-containing protein C3H8.02. The transcript has 6 exons. The record is from RefSeq and is a predicted model, not a curated record. NCBI's taxonomy places the organism in Eukaryota, Viridiplantae, Streptophyta, Magnoliopsida, Asparagales, Asparagaceae. The coding region runs from base 152 to 925 and encodes 257 amino acids.